AAACUUGUGAGAGAUUUGGUGGUGCAAUUCAGAGACCAAAAAUCAUGGUGGUUUCUGGAGCUGGUGGAGGAGGAGGUUGGGGAAACACCAAAGCCCUCACCCUCCAAGUCCUCAAUGGAAGGUGGUUCAUGAUGUUUGCUUCUCUUUUGAUCAUGUCAGCUGCUGGAGCCACCUACAUGUUUGGCAUAUACUCCGCUGACAUCAAAUCUGUGCUUGGCUAUGACCAAACUACCCUCAAUCUCCUCAGCUUCUUCAAGGACCUGGGUGCCAAUGUUGGUAUCCUUUCUGGUCUUAUCAACGAGGUCACUCCCCCAUGGGUGGUCUUAUCAAUUGGUGCUGUGCUCAACUUUUUUGGGUACUUCAUGAUUUGGAUGGCUGUGACCAAAAAAAUUGCCAGGCCCCAAGUUUGGCAUAUGUGCCUUUACAUUUGUAUAGGUGCAAAUUCUCAGUCUUUUGCAAACACUGGCGCUCUGGUCACUUGUGUGAAAAAUUUCCCAGAAAGCCGUGGGGCUGUUUUGGGGAUUUUGAAGGGCUACGUAGGGCUCAGUGGUGCUAUAAUCACACAGUUAUAUUUUGCUUUUUAUUAUGAUGACACCAAGGCUUUGAUUUUGUUGAUUGGGUGGCUUCCUUCUGUCAUUUCUUUUGCCUUUCUGCGUACAAUUCGGAUCAUGAAGGUCACUAGGCGACCCAAUGAGCUCAAAGUGUUUUUUAAUAUGCUGUAUAUCUCACUUGGGCUUGCUGGGUUUUUGAUGAUCAUGAUCAUAGUAGAAAAGAGUGUGACAUUUAAUCAAAGUGAGUAUGGUGCAAGUGCUGCCAUGGUUAUUUUCUUGCUUGUCCUCCCACUUGCUGUGGUUAUUAUUGAGGAGUUUAAGAUCUGGGAAGGCAAGAAAGUUGAGUUGAACGGCGGUUCAGACUUGAAAAUAGUUACGGAGAAGCCUCAACCAGAAGUCACGUCUGAUGAUCAGUCACGACCCAGGGAAACGCUCGCCACCACCACAACUGAGGCCGAACCACCCACCGCGUCGUGUUGGAAAACCAUGUUUAGGCCACCAGACAGAGGUGAGGACUACACCAUACUGCAAGCACUUUUCAGCAUUGACAUGCUCAUUCUUUUCAUGGCAUGCAUUUGUGGUGUUGGAGGCACGUUGACAGCAAUAGACAACUUGGGUCAGAUUGCAACUUCUUUGGGUUACCCAAAACGCAGCGCAAGCACUUUUGUGUCACUAGUGAGCAUAUGGAAUUAUCUGGGUCGAGUCGUGUCGGGUUUCGGGUCUGAAAUCUUAUUACAAAGAUACAAAUUCCCUCGUCCUCUCAUGUGUUGGAAAAUGGCUCACAUUUAG
Molecule: messenger RNA, 1340 nt
Organism: Prunus avium (sweet cherry)
Lineage: Eukaryota; Viridiplantae; Streptophyta; Magnoliopsida; Rosales; Rosaceae
Product: protein NUCLEAR FUSION DEFECTIVE 4-like
Cellular component (GO): membrane
Source: RefSeq, a predicted model, not a curated record